This is a messenger RNA of Dendronephthya gigantea, 1753 nucleotides long. Its product is annotated as chaperone protein DnaJ-like. The transcript has a single exon. The record is from RefSeq and is a predicted model, not a curated record. Bases 57 to 809 code for a protein of 250 amino acids. Gene Ontology annotation, cellular component: endoplasmic reticulum. Gene Ontology annotation, molecular function: protein-folding chaperone binding; misfolded protein binding. Lineage: Eukaryota; Metazoa; Cnidaria; Anthozoa; Malacalcyonacea; Nephtheidae.
AUAGAUGGAUAAAUAGAUAGAACUUCAAAUUGACUUCGGUAAGCCACCAAAAAGCAAUGUCGGCGAGAAAAGACUAUUAUAAUAUUCUUGGAAUAUCUCGGGAAGCGUCGCAAGAUGAAAUAAAACGAGCCUAUCGUAAGCUAGCUCUGAAGUAUCAUCCAGACAAGAACAAACGGCCUGAUGCUACGAAGAAAUUUCAAGAUUUAUCUGAAGCAUUUUCAGUUCUAUCUGAUCCAGCCAAACGACGUAGAUAUGAUUUGGGAAGGCAGGGAAGCAGGAACCCGUUCUCAACUGACAGUCAUACCAAUUUUGAUUUUGGCAGUUUCACUACUACGUUUAGCGGCGAUAUUUCAACAGAAAAUUUUACAAUGGAUGAUGCCUUUAAUGUAUUUUCAGACUUCAUGUAUGGAGGUGAUAUGCCUGUGUUUUUCCAGGAAGAAAGUAUGACGUAUCACAAAGUUGAUGUGCCCUUGUCUGUAGCACAACAUGGAGGGCAAAUAAAGCUCCCUUUUGAAAAUGAUGAAGGGGAAAAUUCCCUCCAUAUUAAUGGUAUAUAUAGUGGAAAAUGGAAGCCAUUCAUUGCUGUGGGAAAGAAGGAUACUGUCAUUCUAAAAGUUGUCUUUCCCUCUGAUAUGAGUUUGGAAGAAAGACGUAGGCAGCAAAAAAUGUUUCUAGGAAUUCAUGCUAUAUCAUGGUUAGCUAAUACUUUUCAAGAUGUCAUAGAAAACCAUCCUAUCAUGGGGGCAAUUGGUUUGGGAAUUGGGGCAACUGCUUUGUUUUGGUUAUCUGUCAAAAAGUUAACUGAAUGAUUAUGAAUUCACUACAUUGCAUAUGUCCAUGUACAUGUAUUUGGGGGUUCAAGUGGACAUUUAGUCAGGGUGCAUUCUGUGAAGCCUCCACUUAUGACUUAUUAUAUAUUGUGAUGCUUGUUGGUGCAUCAAUUGUAUAAUGUACCAAUGCAAAUAAUGUUAUACAUAGCGAAUGAUUAGCGAAUCCGAUCACUAAUACUGUGUGCCAGCACAGUUUCUUAGGCAAAACACCUAUUCAAACAAACAUCCAUUAAUAAAUGUUAGGAGUACAUGUUUACUGUAGUCAUCAUAAUUUGUUUUUUUAGUCUACAUUUGCGAAUGCAUAUAUGUAAUGUUCUUAUCCACUCUAGGAGUCCCCUUUUUUCUAUUUACAAGUGUGCAAAUCUUUUAUUUAUCAUUGGAAGAGUUUCAGCAUAAAAAACACAUGAAUGCAUCUUGGUGCUUCGGCUUAUUUAGUUAUUUGAGUGAGAAGGUCAACUACAGAUGUUUUCAUGCUUAUGUUGCACAAGAGUGAGCCAAUAGUGUGAAAUACACAUAUUUGUUACUUAUUAGCAUGUUUGGGUAAUACACAUAUGCAAAACUAACUUUCUGAGACUACUGUGUCAGAUAUAGGGAUUACCAAAUCCAGUAGGGAUCAUCAAAUCUAGAUUUGGUUAUCCCUACUCAAACCUAUUGGGGUCAUUUGAGACCUAAGAAUAUAUGUAUAUAUAUAAUUUAUUUUAAUAUUCUUAAUACAAUUUUUCAAUUGAGUAAGUUGCUACUUCACUGUUGCAGAUCUAAUCUGUUUUGGACAAUAAUCAAACACACAUCCUAUGAUUCCUAUGAUUUGCAUGGCUGCAAAACAACUUAUAUUAUAGAUAAAUAAGAUCAGUAGAUCAAGGACCCCUUAUCAUUAUGGUCGAAUUUGAAUUUAUUUGAUUAGUCUUUGUAAAUAUGUAAAUAUA